Molecule: messenger RNA, 2405 nt
Organism: Trichomycterus rosablanca
Lineage: Eukaryota; Metazoa; Chordata; Actinopteri; Siluriformes; Trichomycteridae
Gene: cax1
Product: cation/H+ exchanger protein 1
Exons: 20
Biological process (GO): calcium ion transmembrane transport; intracellular calcium ion homeostasis
Cellular component (GO): endomembrane system; membrane
Molecular function (GO): calcium:proton antiporter activity
Source: RefSeq, a predicted model, not a curated record
AUGUCAGUAGAUGUGCAGAAUUUGAGGCGCAGAUCCGCGGUGGAUAGUACAGAACGUCCUUGGGACUAUGAACACAGAGUUUACCGCCGUAGCUCCCUGUGUGACAGACUGUGUGUGGGCAGCUCUCAUCCUGAGGUUGAUGUGGCUUCUUCCGGUGGUUUGCACAAUUUUUGUCAUCACACACCAAAAUGCCAUUCUCUACACAGACACUCCUCGUCUUCACGGUUCCCUGAAGAUGUUUGGCAGGAAGCUAGCUGCAAGACUGCUAUCCAUGUAGAGAAUGAAGUGGAGGCACACAAACUGGUCAAUAACUACAUGUUUGGUUUCAGAAAAUGGAAAAGUCAUGUUACUGAGCGUCCUAUAGAAGAUAGAUCAGAUUUGGUAAAGGAAUUAUAUUCUGAACAGAUCUACAUCAAACCACAAACAGAUUCACCAAUCACCAUUGGAAAUGUAGUCUAUGCACUGGUCUUUGGCUGGUGGAUCUCUUUAGCAUACCUCCUGGUUAGCUUACUGAUGUUUUGCACCAUUAUUGGGAUUCCACAUGGGAAACUCUGUUUGAAAUUGUCAGGCUACUUAUUGUGGCCCUUUGGAAAAGCAUUACAAAAGACUAGCAGUCUGGUAAAAAAAUGUUGCGUUAAAAUUCCCCACUGUGAAGCAAUUCCAGAGGAAAGUGAUGAUACAAAGAGGUCAUCAGGUUUGAAGGAAUCAUCUCCACUUUUAAUUCCCCAUCCUCCCAUUCCUACAGAUGACCCACAAAGUUCUUCUUCCCAGAGGCGCUCUUACUGGUGUCGUGUGAGCACGUAUGUUUGGCUCAUCUUGGGCUACAUUCCUCUAGUCAUAGUCCACUCUUUGGCCUGCUUGAUUUCCUGGGUGAUUGUUUUUACCAUCCCUGUGGCGAAGAUGAAUGCCAGGAUGCUUAGCACCAUCCUUCUUCUGCCUCCAGAUGAAGUUCAAGUUUGCCUAGUGAAGACGACUCAAAAUUGUGAAAUGAGGGUUCUGCUGUGCUGCUAUCAUGCCUUUAAUUGGCACUACUACAAGUACACUGUAGAUGGAAUUAAUGUCUUUGCUGUCAAUCUGCUUUCUAUGGUCAUUGUCACUUUGGUAAUUGGCUAUGUGGACCGUGACAAUUAUUUUGUCAGGUCUGAGGUAAAGUUUGCUACAGCUGUGACCUCCAUCAUACCCCUGUCUUAUUACAUUGGCAUGGGCAUAGCAAGUAUUUCAGCUCAGAGUAACUUUGCUGUUGGAGCAGUAGUGAAUGCCACAUUUGGCUCCUUCACUGAAAUGACUUUUUAUAUCACCGCCUUGCUGCAAGGUCAACGAGUCGGAAGCAAGUGUUAUGGAGAAAUUGUUAAAGCUGCUCUUACUGGGACCCUUCUUGGCUGCAUCCUUCUUAUUCCGGGUCUGUGUAUGAUCAUUGGUGGCUGCAAGCACAGCGAGCAAAGAUUUAACAGUCGAUCUGCUGGGGUCAGCUCUGCACUGCUGUUCAUUUCAGUUGGUGGUGUGUUUGCUCCCACACUGUUCUCUAAAGCCUACGGUAACCUGGUAUGUGACAGUUGCAGUAAUCCUUCUGGGAACAGCAGCGGACCUUUUCUCUGCACAGCCUGCCACUAUGAUCUGAGUAAAAACAAUCCCUCCCUUUUCACGAGUCAUAUUGAGCCCCUGGUGUAUACAGUGUCGGUUCUUCUUCCUACUGCUUAUCUAAUCGGCCUGAUAUUUACUCUGAAGACUCACUCCCACAUCUACGACAUCCACAUCAGCGAUGCCCACUGUCAUGGUACUAGCUCUUUUUGUGUGUUCUAUUGAUAUGUGUUAGUGGCAACUGACCGUAAUCCGGUGGUGCACUGGUCAAGAUGGAGGGCUUUGAUGGUUCUUAUUGUUGCCACGUUUCUGACAGCGGCCUGCGCCGACCUUACCACGGAGCACAUCAAACCCAUCAUCUCUCAUUCCAUUGUCUCUCAGUACUUUAUUGGUGUUACUGUGCUAGCCAUGGUUCCUGAGCUUCCAGAAAUAGUCAACGGGAUUCAGUUUGCCCUUCAGAACAACAUAAGUUUGAGUCUGGAAGUUGGAAAUUGUAUCGCUGUGCAAGUCUGCAUGCUUCAGAUUCCUCUCUUGAUCUUAUUCAAUGCUGUUCAUGAUGUUGGGUUUGUUCUUAUAUUUAGUGACUUGCACCUCUGGGCGAGCUUUUUCAGUGUUAUUCUUGUCAACUAUAUCUAUAUGGAUGGAAAGUGUGAUUAUUUCCAGGGAACAGCUUUGGUGGUCGUCUACCUGAUCCUCCUGGCUUUGUACUUCUUUGCUCCGUCUCCUCGUGGCUGCUAACCAUCAAGUCCAUCUGUAUGCUUUUUUUCCCCCUUCCUAUUUUGUACAACAAUAUUGCAUAGAUAUGUAUGUAAGGUUGUUAAGAUUCA